UAUUCGAUCGAAAUGGAAAAUGGAGGCGGAGAUUUGGAGGCGAAAAUUGAGAUGUUGCUGAAUGUGGAGAAGCAGAUGAGGCAAGUGGGUGAUGUGGCAGGUACGAGGAAGGCCGUCACACCUCUUGCAAUUCUUCUUCUCACACCUCAAACAAUACCCCUCAUUUUCUCCCUCCAAGAAAGCCAAAGCCGGCGAAGGAGAGGAGCCGCAGUUCUGUGGGUACAAAUCCAAGAAAGGAAAACCCUGCUGAGUAAAGAAAACCAAGAAAAGCAGUGGGAGGGGGGAGAGACAGAGCGAGAAGGAGGCCUCAAAUUAUGGUUUGGGAUUACACUGGUUUUGGAUAUACAAGGUACAAUGCCAGAGACAUUAACAAAGAAAUACUAGGGUAAGCACAAUUCUGCAGCUGUCUCCUUCCGUGAUGAAACCUGUGUCAUUGCUAAGAGGAUAUAAAUCAGACAGGAGACCUGCAAACUCGACAAUGAUGGCAAUUCUGGAUGGCUUUCAGAAGGCAUAUUCCGUUGAUUUCAGACCACUCAAUGUACUGCGCACUGCUGCAUUCCAAGGGGCUCAUUAUAUUUCACCAUUGAAAAGGCAAAUAAUCUCGUAUGCAUCUGGUGAGCAGAGAUUUCCGCUUUUCUUAUGACUUGUAACAGUUAAUUUUCAGAACCAUG
Messenger RNA from Sesamum indicum (sesame), 671 nucleotides. NCBI's taxonomy places the organism in Eukaryota, Viridiplantae, Streptophyta, Magnoliopsida, Lamiales, Pedaliaceae. The record is from RefSeq and is a predicted model, not a curated record.